This is a messenger RNA of Colletotrichum acutatum, 1425 nucleotides long. RefSeq names its product FAD binding domain-containing protein. The transcript has 3 exons. Lineage: Eukaryota; Fungi; Ascomycota; Sordariomycetes; Glomerellales; Glomerellaceae. Gene Ontology annotation, molecular function: oxidoreductase activity; FAD binding. The record is from RefSeq and is a predicted model, not a curated record. The coding region runs from base 1 to 1425 and encodes 474 amino acids.
AUGCGGUCCCUAAUCAUCGGUCUGCAGCUCAUCUCAAUGGUAGCAUCUGCUGCCAUUAGCAUCAACGCCCGUUCCGUAGCCGAGGAUUUGCAAAACCUUGUCUCGACUUCCUCCGUGGCCGUCGAAGUUCGAGAACGUUGGAGUGACUUCGAUGUACCUCUGCCAUCAGUCAUUGUCAAUGCGACAUCCGAGAAGGAUUUGAGUGCUGUGGUCAAGUACUGUUCAACAAAUAACAUCGCUUUCCUCCCCCAGAAUGGCGGCAAUGGUUGGGCAACUAAACAAUUCAACCUGGGCAGCAACGGCGUCCUGAUCAAUCUCGCCGGCUUCAACCAGGUUAAUAUCAGUACCGACAAGAAAACAGCUACGAUUGGUGGAGGAGCGCUCAUUGGCGACGUCGUUGCUGCUGCUGACGCUGCAGGUGUUCUGGUCCAAACAGGCAAUUGCAACUGCGUCGGCGCUCUUGGGGCAGCCCUGGGCGGUGGAUAUGGCAAUAUUAUGGGGGAACACGGCUUUGCCGUCGACAACAUCUUGUCUAUGCGCGUAAUCACUGCCACUGGAGAGGCUCUGACAGUUUCAAGCUCAUCUAACCCAGAUCUUUACUGGGCUCUGAGGGGCGCAGCACCCAACUUCGGCAUCGUCACUUCCGCAACAGUGAACUCGUGGGCGACAGCAAGUCGUACAUCCUGGAUCAUGUCUUUGACUUUUGACUCCUCAAAGAUCGCCGAUGUGGCUCAGACCAUCCAAGAUCUUCCGUUGCUCCCGGAACAAGUCGUAUACCUGGUACUCACAAAUUCCGGCGACUCUUCGAACUCGCCAAUGGUUCUUGUCACUGGUUUCCUACGCGAGGGAACCGAAGAAGCUGGUCGCACCGCCUUUGCGCCUCUGUACAACCUCGGACCCCUGACCAACUCCAGCGUGGUAACUCCCUACCAACAAUGGAACGCCGCCAACGACAACUUCUGCGCCCGCGGAGGACGCAAACCGACAUACAGCACAACCAUCAACAGCAUGAAGCCGGAAACGUGGCCUGAGAUCUGGACUCUAUACACCGACUUCCAAAACCAGACAGGCGCACAGAAUUCAGCCGUGCUGAUCGAAAGAUACAACCUGACCACGGCAAAGUCAGUUCCCUCUGGGUCGGCAGCUAUGCAAGACGAGCUCCGCCAAGAAGCGUUCGCGCAGGCGAUUGUCAUCCCAUGGUAUGAGGAUGCGAGCCUCGAUGUUCAAGCUCUGGAAUUCGGCGCAAAAGUCCGAGAUGUCUGGAGUUUCUCCCCUAGUGCCACCGUGAACCCGACGUAUAUCAACUUUGCUCACGGGGAUGAGGAGCUGCAAGCAAUCUACGGCUCAAGCUUGGAUAGACUCAAGACCUUGAAGAAGAAGUUCGACCCUUCAGGGGCGUUUGGUCAGUGGUUCAAGAUUGCGUGA